Sardina pilchardus (European sardine) is the source of this 2204-nucleotide messenger RNA. RefSeq names its product deleted in malignant brain tumors 1 protein-like. Gene Ontology annotation, cellular component: membrane; cell surface. The coding region runs from base 45 to 2027 and encodes 660 amino acids. NCBI's taxonomy places the organism in Eukaryota, Metazoa, Chordata, Actinopteri, Clupeiformes, Clupeidae. The record is from RefSeq and is a predicted model, not a curated record. The transcript has 16 exons.
AUAAGGCCUGGCACUGGGAGCUUACCACAUUCAAACUGAGGAGGAUGAUGGAGCUGAUGAGAUCAGUUGUUCUGCUCUGCUCCUUUGUAGCUAUGAGCAAUGGUCAAGAUUACACUUCUACAACCAGCCCUCCAGAAGAUACCACUCCAGGUUCCUGCCUGUGGAACUGUGGCUAUGACUUUGGUAGCUGCUCCUGCUCAAGUUCAUGUGAAUACCGUGGAAACUGCUGUCAUGAUUACUAUGAUUAUUGCCAGAGCACUGUUGAACCCACUACUCAAGAUUACUGGGACCCUAGCACCAGCUAUCCAGCAUACCUAAGUGGUAUACGACUUGUUGGGGGCAACGGUUCCUGCUCUGGGAGAGUGGAGGUCCGAGUCGAUAGCACCUGGGGCACUGUGUGUGACGACAGCUGGGACAUCACUGAUGCUGAAGUGGUCUGCAGACAGGUGGGCUGCGGCUCAGCCUUGAGUGCUCCAUCAAACGCUUAUUUUGGACAAGGCAGCGGACAUAUCUGGCUUGAUGACGUCAGAUGCAGUGGUCAUGAAACUUCUCUGGGGGAUUGUCGACAUAAUGGCAUUGGCAACCACAACUGUGGACACAGUGAGGAUGCUGGAGUAGUGUGUAGAGAUUACGGGACCACUGAUGAACCCACCACUCCAGGUUCCUCCUGCCUGUACAAUUGUGGUUACAACCUUGGUGGCUGUUCCUGCUCAAGUUCAUGUCAAUACUAUGGAAACUGCUGUCAUGAUUACUAUGAUUACUGCUACAGCACGACCUGGUACCCGCAAACAACACCGGACCAUCCACAAUGCGGAGGACACCUGAGCGGUUCUGGAACUUUCUCCAGCCCAUAUUAUCCAAGCUAUUACCAUGAUAAUGCCUACUGUGUGUGGAGUCUGUCAGCUCCUUAUGGACAAAGAAUCCUCCUCAGUUUAUCAGAUCUGGAGAUGGAGAACUGCUGUGACUGUGACUACAUCACUGUGCAUGACGGCCCCUCAGUGGGCUACAACCAGCUGGGUCGGCUCUGCCACAACUCCUCUCUGGACGUCUUCCACUCCUCCUCCAACCACAUGACUGUACGUUUCCGUAGUGAUAGCAGUGUAGUGGGUCGUGGUUUCCAGGCUGAAUUUGUCAGCUCCCUACCAACUAAUAAAGGCAGGGUGCAGUGUGCCUCAGACAACAUGAAUAUUGUUAUUUCAAGGUCUUACCUGAUUGAUCAGGGAUUCCAUGGUGGUCAUGAUCUCUAUGUCAAUGAUCAACACUGUCGGCCGACCACAAACAGUUACCAGGUGGUGUUUGAGUUUCCUCUUAACCGCUGUGGAACAGUGAGAAAGUUUGACAAGGGUCGUGUAAUUUAUGAAAAUGCUGUGCGGGUAUAUUCAACCAGCUCUGGGGAGAUCACACGUCAAUCAAGUUUAUUCAAGUUGUCUGUUGUCUGUCACAUGGAAAAGGACUCUGUAUCACAUAUCAUUUAUGAGGCCGAUAAAGAAGGUAACUCUACCAUCAGCGGAAUUGGUCGAUUCAAUACCACCAUGGCUUUCUACACCUCUGGGAGCUUCUACCAGCAAAUCUAUGAAGAUCCCUAUGAGGUAGAUCUCAAUGAGAACAUGUACGUUCAGGUGAACCUAAGGAGACCGGACAGCAGCCUCGUCCUCUUCCUGGACACAUGUGUGGCCUCACCAAACCCACAUGACUACGCUGACUACCGUGCCUACUAUCUACUGCUCAACGGGUGUCAAAGAGACCCAACAUUCCACACCUUUUUGAGCGGCUCUCGGAGUUACGCACAGUUUAUGUUCCGGGCUUUCAAGUUCCUGCGGGCAGAUGACGCUGUGUACCUGCAGUGUAAGGUCCGCAUCUGUCCUAAAGAUGACCGCAACUGUGGUGUUAUGUCCCAAUGUGGCGCCCGCAAGACUCGAAGCCUGGACUCCCAGCACCAGACAGCCACCAUGGUCCUGGGGCCUAUCAGGCUGAAAGAUGUGAAGAAUCCUGCAGUGAAGCAGCUGGAGGCUGAGGUGGAUGUCUGAAGAAGCCACUGAUGUCCCUCACCAGUUCAAAUGAAUCAAUAAAUCCAUAUUAUUAUUUCCUGUAUACAAAUCAAGUCUAUCAUAGUGGCACUCUGAUGCCUUACGGCAAAUGAUUCCCUUUCUUCCCAUAACUUUGUCUGUCAACAAAAUUAUUAAAGCAUUCCAAAAAGGCAACAA